Penicillium malachiteum is the source of this 936-nucleotide messenger RNA. Its product is annotated as NUDIX hydrolase. Gene Ontology annotation, biological process: coenzyme A catabolic process. Bases 1 to 936 code for a protein of 311 amino acids. The record is from RefSeq and is a predicted model, not a curated record. Gene Ontology annotation, molecular function: coenzyme A diphosphatase activity; acetyl-CoA hydrolase activity. Lineage: Eukaryota; Fungi; Ascomycota; Eurotiomycetes; Eurotiales; Aspergillaceae. The transcript has 4 exons.
AUGUACCCAACGAGACAACUUGGGACUGGUGGAGAGUCACUGGUGUUACAGAAUGUAGAAACUGCAUCCGACGGAAGACUGAUCGAAACUAGGAAGCGAUUAAUCGACUUCGAGACUAUGUUCCUCCACCAACAGCUUACAACGAUGUUCCGCUUUCUAGACGAGCAGCAGUAUUAUUGUUGCUAUGCAGGAGAUGCGGCUUUACCAGGAGGCCGAGCAGAUACACUUUCAGAGACACCGUUCCAGACCGCACGCCGCGAAGCAUGGGAGGAAAUCGGUCUCCCUGGGAUUGAUCAACCAUUGCCCCGCCCAUUCACCGUCGAACAUCUCUGCGAGUUACCGGCCAAUCUAGCCAGAACUGAGCUAGUGGUCCGGCCAUGCGUGGCUUUAUUACACUCUUUUGAUCCACAAACCGGGGAGAAUGCGGAUCCCGAAGUUUCGCUGAUUCCAAAGCUGGAUGCUCGGGAGGUCGCUGCUGUUUUUACAGCGCCAUUUCAUAAUUUCUUAUCGACGCGUGAUGAGGAAAAUGGUUUGAAUGCAGUGUCCUCUGAGGAACCCUCAAAAUGGUAUCGUGGUUCCUGGAGGACGUGGCAUAAUUCUGACUGGCGGAUGCACCAAUUCUUUGUUCGCGCCAAUAAUCCUCCCAUCCAUCCUUCUCCCCAAAAUGAAAAGCAGAAAAAGGCAGUGGAGCAGCUUGUGGAACAAGAAGAGAGUGGACAAGUCCAACGGUAUCGGGUAUUCGGCAUGACAGCACGCAUGAUUGUAGAUGCAGCGCGAGUCGCAUACCAGCAGGAACCGGAGUUUGAACAUAAUAGCCACUUUGGCGACGAGGCUAUGAUCACUAACCUGAGGCGUUUAGGCCGAUUAAGUGCUGUGAGGCGUGCCUCAGAUCAAUUGACUCGGGAGACUAUGGAAAAGGCAGCCAAACUUAGUUAG